This is a messenger RNA of Mycena citricolor, 348 nucleotides long. The record is from the annotation of a GenBank genome assembly. Lineage: Eukaryota; Fungi; Basidiomycota; Agaricomycetes; Agaricales; Mycenaceae.
AUGGGCUGCCGGAAACUCGACAGCGCCAAAACCAUUGCUGUGCGCCUUGUCAAGCGCGGGAAGCACACCCGACGCGAAAUCGCUGAUAUCUGUGGAUUCUCUACCCGUACACUCACACGCGCUCUGGGACAGUAUCAAUGCACCAGGAACACCAAUACUGUUCCACAUCCUGGUCGAUGUGGACGUCAACCUCUCCUUCACAAGAACGACGUUGACUAUCUCAUUCACAUCUCACAAUACCAGCCAGGGAAGUUCUUGGACGAGUACCAAGAUCUCCUUGCACGCGCAUCCGUCACUGCCCCGUCCACAUCACCACCAUCCACUAUGCAUUCUGUCGUGCAGGAAUAA